AUGAGGUCCAAUCCAGGUAGCACAGUUAGGAUUUAUGUUAAUAUUAACCCUGAUCAGACUACAACUUUUCAUAGAAUCUAUGUGUGCUUUAAAGCAAUCAAAGAUGGGUGGAAGAUAGGAUGUCGUAGGGUUAUAGGGUUGGAUGCAUGGGCUGUUGUGGAGGUUGAAAACAAGGUUAAUUGGACAUGGUUCUUGGAACUAGUUAGUGAAGAUCUUUCAUUGGAUGCUGGCAGAGGAUUAUGUGUCAUUAGUGAUCAACACAAGGGUCUUGUUGAAGCAACAAAGGAUAUUCUACCCCAUGUAGAGCACAGACAAUGUGUUAGGCAUAUUUAUGCCAAUUUUAGGAAAGUGUAUAGUGGGAUACAAUUCAGAAACAUGUUUUGGGCAACUGAAAAAUCUACAACAGAAGGUGAUUUCAAGAUAAACAUGGAUAGGAUCAAGACUUUAAGUGAAGGUGCAUAUGAUCAUCUUAUGGCUAGAGAACCUCAUACAUGGUGCAGGGCAUUUUUUGGUAGUGGUUUGGCAUGUGAGUCUGUAGAGAAUGGGAUAACUGAGUGUUUUAAUGCAGUCAUUGUAGAUGCUAGAAAAAAGCCUCUUUUGGCUAUGCUUGAAGAAAUAAGACUCUACAUGAUGGAAAGGUUCUACAACUUAAGAGAGGAAGCACAUAAAUUAGAAGGUGAUGUGUGUGAAGCAACACUUCUAAAGAUGGAGGAAUUUGCUGAGGAUAUAAGGACUUGGUAUGCAGUGCCAAGUGGUGUUAAUUCAUAUGAAAUUAGGAAUGGAUUUCAAAGUUAUGGAGUUGAUUCAGAACACCAUUACUGUAGUUGCAGACUGUGGGAUAUAGCAGGGAUACCUUGUGUGCAUGCCCAGGUAGCAAUCUUAUACACCAACCAAGAUCCAAAGGAAUUCAUUAGCACUUGGUUCAACAAGAGUAAUUACAUGGCUACAUAUCAGUCUAACAUACUUCCAAUCAAUGGAAGUAACUUGUGGGAAGAAACUGGCUAUACCAAGCCCCUUCCACCUACAGCUAGGAGGAUGCCAGGACGACCCAAUGUCAAAAGAAGGAGACAUGUAUCUGAGCAUGAAGACAAGUACCCCCAAGUGUCUAACAAGGGAAGAACUGUACAAUGCAAGAAUUAUCUUCAAAGGGGACAUAAUAAAGCUUCUUGCAAAAAUCCAAAGGUUGUACCUGAGCCAAAACCUAAAAAGAAAAUAGGCAGACCCAAAUUGGAUCCUGAUUUGACUAACUGGAUAGGAUCUAGAAGAGGUGAUAGAGGUGGGGGUACUGGAUAUGGUAGAAGAGGGAAGAGAGGUGGUGGUAGGGGAUCUGGAGGAAGAGGCAAGAGAGGUAGUGGGAAUACCAAAUUUGGUGAGGUAACUUCUAAUCUUGAUGAAGAAAAUGUGGUGACUCCUACUGUUGAGAGUGAUAAUGAAGAGGCAAAAGAUAUGGAGAGUCUUGAAGUUGAUGAUGAAAUAAGAGUGGAUGUAAAGAGUGAUAUUGAUUUCAUGAGACAGUCGAAUUACACUACACAAGAGAUUUUGGAAUGUCUUGGAAUCAAUGAGGAAGAAUUAUAUGAAUUUGAGGGUCUAAAACAUGUACCUGUGGAUCUUAAUAUAUCACAGGGUUUUGAAUUUCCUAGCCAAUUAACUGUAGAAACUUUGACUGAGAAUGAAGAGGAGGGUAUGGAUGAGGAGGGCAUGGAACAAGAAGGUAUGAAUCAGGAUGGUAUGGGUCCAGAGGGAAUCAUUGAAGAGGAUAUGGGUAGAGAACAAGAAGGUAUGGAUCAAGAGGGCAUGAAUCAGGAUGGAAUGGGUGCACAAGGGUUAGAUCAGGAGGGAAUCAAUGAGAAUGGCAUAGGUGAGGUGGGCAUGGAACAAGAAGUUAUGGAUCAAGAGGGCAUGAAUCAGGAUGGAAUGGGUGCACAAGGGUUGGAUCAGGAGGGAAUCAAUGAGAAUGACAUAGGUGAGGAGGACAUGGAACAAGAAGUUAUGGAUAAAGAGGGCAUGAAUCAGGAUGGAAUGGGUGCACAAGGGUUAGAUCAGGAGGGAAUCAAUGAGAAUGGCAUAGGUGAGGAGGGCAUGGAACAAGAAGGUAUAGACCAAGAGGGCCUGGUUGUGGAGGACAUGGGCAGGAGGCCAAAACUGAGAAAGAGGAAGACUUCAGAGAGGAUAACAAAAAUUCAAUUGAAGAAAUUGGUGGUUGUCAAACAUGGGAAGGGGAUGAGUUCAUCCAACCCACUUAGUCUAGAUUAG
Molecule: messenger RNA, 2253 nt
Organism: Lactuca saligna
Lineage: Eukaryota; Viridiplantae; Streptophyta; Magnoliopsida; Asterales; Asteraceae
Source: the annotation of a GenBank genome assembly